UUGAACGGAAGUUUGUUUUGUAAAUAAGAAACGCGUGACAAAAUUCCACCGAGGUUUUGGUCUCAUCACGAAAUGUCUUGGUUCGAACGACAGUGUACAUUAGAACAUUUGAUAGUUUACACGAGGAUACAUGAUUGGAAGAACACUUUGUUACUCUAGUCGAAAGAAACAACUUAAGUUUCAUCUUUAAUUACUAGACUGGAUUAGAAUCAAGAUCUGCCCAUAAAUGAACAGUUGUGAAGACAUCCCUCAUAAGAAUAUUUCCCUAGCUAUUAUUCAGUGCAUUGGUAAGUUUAGGAACAGCAGCAUCUAUGAAGACUUUCAAGUCAAUAUUGAAGGGGAGACAAUCCGUUGCCACCUAUUUAUACUAGCCUCUUGUUCGGAGUUCUUCUCAAGUUUAAUUAGGUCAAAUAUGAAAGAGAAACAGGAAAUGAAAGUUGACUUACAGAACAUUCCCAUGAAGAUUUUUCAGCUGAUUCUCAAAACUCUAUACACCGGAUGUGAGCUGUUGACUAAAGACAAUGUCUUGGAAGUUUGGUCUGCAGUUCAUCAGCUUCAAAUUCAUUUCUUGGUUCAACAUUGUGAGGACUUCAUCUUGGAAAAUAUUUCUUUGGAAACUUUGGAAACUUAUAAGAAACAUGCAGAAUUUCUUCAGUCCGAGAGAGUUUCGGAAGGAAUUUUCAAAUACAUGCUUGAAAACUUUAUGAUUCUCAGAAGCACUGAGGCAUUUUUACGAUUACAGUUUGAGGACCUUCUAAGACUUAUAGAAAGUGACAGUCUGGUUGUUACAUCUGAAGAUUUAGUUUUACAAUCUGUUUAUGAAUGGAUCAACUUUGGAGAAUCAUUCUUCGUAACAGUCAAGAACGAAGCGGAUUCUACAUUAAAGACAUCUUCUAAAGACACAUCUUUGACAGAGAUUAUUGUCCAUUCUUCUAAAUACGAUGAUUCUGGUAAAAACAUAGAAGCUAUUGAUGUUUCAUCAGAAAUCGUCAGUGAACUUAAGGAAGCUACAGAAGAAAGUCAAUCAAAUGAUGUCUCAAACAAUUCGUUGACUCAAACUAAGUCCAUCUCUUCUUUAAGCCAAGAAGACGGAGCCCCAUCAGCACCAAGUCAAUGUCAAGGCAACCCGAGAAGUGUUUAUCUACUUCCGCUCUUGAAAGCCACCAGAUAUUUCCUGCUCUCCAGACAUUGUGUCCUAAAUCUCUACAGGAAUAAAUUGACUCAAAGCAGUGCGCAUGUCAAGGAGUUCUUCUUUGAGACAUACUUUGAGAGCUCUUGUCCCUUGAGCGGGUUUUGGUCUCCUGCCGCUCUUCACCGAGACUGCAGCAGCUUUGAGCACCUGGGCGUCGUCUGCAUCGCCAAGAACACGUUGGCCGCCUUUUCUUUUCAAAAAGACAAAUGGCUGUGCUGCUCCAGCAAUAAAAGUCUUACCAACUGUACACUUCUUGUACACAACAGUGUCCUGUACGCUUGCUUAAAUUACAAUACGGACAGUGAGCUGUUUGCCUUUCAGAACAGUAAAUGGGUGAGCGUGUUGGCUAUUGAAACUGUUACAAAAUUAAUUAUUUCUCACGACAUCUUCAUCUACAUCAUCAAUUUACAACACUCUAUUAUAAGCUCUACAGAACAAGACUCUACUGUCAUUCAGUUUAACCCACUUCUGCCAUCAUCACACUCUGAAAUUAAACAAGCCAUUGGGAAUCCAGACUACGCCAUCAGCUUUUACCCAAAAAUUCUCUUAUUUGAGAAAGUUCCUAGGAAAGAGUCGACUGCGACACUAGUCUCGGCCUGGGACACAGACAGUAAUGCCUUAUCAAAUGUCAUUGAGCUGGACUUCUCUGCUGAGGGCAUGGUCAGUUUCCGUGAUGAGAAAUGUACUUAUAUUCUAGACGACAGCGGACGUCUCUACGCAAUGAAUCAGCUAGAAACAAUUCAGUUCACGUUCCUUAACCGACUCUGGAGCUUAAGGUCCGAGCUGAAGGGAGCUGUGCUGUUUAAAGGCGUACUGUUUCUGUGUGGCAUGUUUCCAGACGACAAUGACUAUCAGAAAAAUGUUUUCCCCUCGUUAAAGCUUCUGACGGCCGAGUUUCAAGAUUUCAUCUCAAAUUUCGUUCCGUGCACUUUUGUAAAAAGUCAUCUUUUUUGAAAUUAUUGAUUAGUCUUGGUCCGCUCAAGACUUGAAGAUGUGACAAUAGGAGGUAUCCAUGCUCGUAGUCGCAACGUUCGACCUUUAUCUUUAAAGAUAAUCUUUGCUCAGCUUCACCUAUCCGUUGGGGCACCACACAAGAUUUGUCGACCGUCUUUCUCCAUUCCUCUCUUUCUUUUGUCUUGGAUAGAACCUCUUUCAAUGGCAGGUUCGUCCAUUCUUUUAUGUUGUCUUCCCAUCGCUUUCUCUGUUUGCCUCUUCUUUUUUUCCUGGUACGUUCCAUGAAAGAAGGUCUUUGCAAGUGCCGAAGAAACUUGUACUAUGGUCAUAGAGUUGAGGAGGGUUUUUUUUUUCAAUAGUUAGCAGGUCAUCAUGGGGUUCAAUCGCAUGCUGUAACCUUGUCUCUAAUCUCUUGGUUUCUGAUGCGGUCUUCAAAUGUGAUACCUAGGAUCUUUCUCAAUCAUCUCAACUCCAUUGCUAGGAUCCUCCUCUCUAGCUCUGCAGUCAGCGUCCAAGACUUGCAAGCAUAUAACAAUGUGGCCAUGACCAGGGAGCGCAUCAGUUUGAUUUUCGAACACUAGCAAAUAAUAAGGUAGUUGUCACAAUGUUAUCAUAACGUUAUAAUUUUCUUAUAAUGUUAUCAUUAUCUUAUAAUGCUAUCUUCCUCUUAUCAUUCCAUUGUAUCAUUGUGUUCUCAUUGACCCAGUACUACAAGGUCAUAUUAUGUGUGGUGGAAUCGAGGCUUAGGAACGGGAUUUCCCCCAUAGUCUGAAUAUUUGCUAGGCUGACGCUUUACAUUCGCACUAAAGCUUUCGCCCCUUCCCAAGAGGCUAUGCACCCAGACAAAAAGUACUUGCCGUUGAAAGAAAGUUUGAUAGGAAAAUGGGAACAUUGUCUUCAAUCAUUGAAUUCUAUUAUAUUAUAUGAUGUAGAAGGUGAACAAAGUCUAAUACUCAGAUCUUACACAGAACGUCAUCGCCCUGUUACAUUGACCAUUAUUCAUUUAGAAUGUACCAGUUUUAUUUGUAUUAUAAACUAAAUAAAUUCUUUCAUACUGUCACCUACCAGGCUGCAGUAGGUCGCAGCGGUCAAACAUUUAUAAAUAACCAUUGGAAUGUAUAAAUAUUCAUUAAUUGAAUAUCAUCAAGAAUAUAAUUUUCUCAUGUUUUUUCUCAUAAUAUGACGCAAUAAACAAUGUUUUGAGUUUUGAAUAUAAAAAAACAGACAUCAUUUUCAUCUGACAAUAUUUUUAUAGAUUUGCGUUUAAAAACAUUAUUCAUACUAGUUCAUGAAAAUCUUACAUCAGUGUUGUACACAUUUUUUUUAAGAGUCAAACAUCGUGAAAGUUAGUAAUCAAGUUUAGAAGAAAUACAUGUACACUCUAUGCAAAGUCCACAUCGCCAUCAAUUGUGUUUCGUAAUAAAAAGCUAACCAAAUCUAA
Messenger RNA from Biomphalaria glabrata, 3587 nucleotides. RefSeq lists its product as uncharacterized. The transcript has 2 exons. Gene Ontology annotation, molecular function: protein binding. Bases 227 to 2146 code for a protein of 639 amino acids. Lineage: Eukaryota; Metazoa; Mollusca; Gastropoda; Planorbidae. The record is from RefSeq and is a predicted model, not a curated record.